Molecule: messenger RNA, 572 nt
Organism: Pararge aegeria (speckled wood butterfly)
Lineage: Eukaryota; Metazoa; Arthropoda; Insecta; Lepidoptera; Nymphalidae
Gene: Urm1
Product: ubiquitin-related modifier 1 homolog
Exons: 3
Coding region: 202-531 (109 amino acids)
Biological process (GO): tRNA thio-modification; protein urmylation
Cellular component (GO): cytoplasm; nucleus
Molecular function (GO): protein tag activity
Source: RefSeq, a predicted model, not a curated record
CAGUUGACAGUGACUGUGAAACAUAACCUAAAAUUACAAUCUAAUUAUUUUGUUUAUUCCCCAAAAUCUAAAACCUUCCUAAACCCAAAGAAGAAGAACCUUAGAGCCAAGUGUGAAGUUGUGAUUGUAAUCCUUUGGAAACUUUCGACCAUUUACAACGUAGAUUUACAACGUGGAUUUAUUAAUAAACCAACACCAAUUAUGCCAGAAACAUUAAAAAUACACAUACAGUUUGGCGGUGGUGCAGAAUUACUCUUCGACAAAGUUAAAAAGAGGGAAGUGGAAUUGCCAGCGUUAAAGAAAUAUUUCCCUGAUUGCCAAACAGAUAAAUGGACCAUAAGAGAACUUCUUUUAUGGAUAAAAGAUAACCUUUUGAAAGAACGACCCGAGUUGUUUUUACAGGGUGAUUCAGUGAGGCCAGGAAUCUUGGUGCUGGUGAACGAGGCCGACUGGGAACUCUGCGGCGAGCUUGCAUACGAACUGCAGCCAAACGACGUUAUAAUGUUCAUAUCCACUCUGCACGGGGGAUAAUAUUAACUAACUUAAAGAUUUAUUAAAUAAGUUUUAUUUAU